Messenger RNA from Protopolystoma xenopodis, 2025 nucleotides. NCBI's taxonomy places the organism in Eukaryota, Metazoa, Platyhelminthes, Monogenea, Polystomatidea, Polystomatidae. The record is from the annotation of a GenBank genome assembly.
AUGGCAACAUUGAAGAGUCUAGCUGAGCAGAUCGAUUAUGAAGAAGCUCUAUUGAGUGGGGAUGGUUCAUCUAGCGGCGAGCCCAGAUUGUCGCGACAUUCCUCCAAAGAAAUGAGCUCAAGCAGCAGUGGUACUGACGCCGGGGGCUCCGGAGCAAGCCGUUCAGCAGAUGAGGUGAAUCGAAUUCUCAGGGAUCAAGUGAAGCGACUGCGUGGCCAAUUGCAACGCUUCUGUCUGCGGGUGCAGCGUCGUCGUGCCGCCUGCGAGGUGGCCCGCGAUUACGAGAGGGUCAGGGAUGUCUGGCAUUUGAAGAUGGUGGCAAUACGAAGUCGGCUGGAAGCACUGACGGCCACCGAAGACAGUGUCCAACUGGAUCCCCUCGGCCUUGCGCGCGAGCCACAGUCGUUGCCAGACAAAAGGAGGCAAUUGAAGCGACAGGGAACACACAUGAAACAUGAGGGACGGAUUUUUGCUGAUAAAUCGGCGAGUACCUUGCUCUCAGUAGAUGGACGUGCUGAGCAUACAAGUUUGCAGCCGAGCGAUGAAGUCUCCGAAACAUCGCCGGGUGAGAUGUUGCAAAAGAGGUGGGACGAGGAGGAGAAUGAAGAAGUGGGAGAGCAAGAAGUAGAAGAAAAAGAAGAAAAAGAAGAAAAAGAAGCCAUGGUGGAGACGGGCUCAGACCAGGCCGAGAUGGAAGCUGGGUCUCUGACGGCUGGACAAUUGCAUCAGGCGGAGUGCAACGUUCUGGAGAUGGAGUUGCAAGAAAUGCGCAAGUGCAUUGCUGAAUGGCGAUCUUGUGAGGCGGAGAAUGGCAGGAACACGACAAACAUGCCACCAGAGCGCUCGACCGCGAUUGAGGGUGGGCUGAGCCCGAAGGAGUUGGACACUGUUGCGGUAUCUUCGGGCGUCCUAUUCGUCACCGGCUCUUCGGGUGGCCUCGAAGAGGCGGCCGUCUCCGGCUUACACGCCGAGCCGUUCAGCUUCCUCGUGGACACUGCUCGUCUGUCUGCCGAUUGCGACAAACUGCUCGCUUCCUUGAAGACUCAUCUGCUCAGGGUCAACUCGAUUUGCGACAAUUGGCGUCGGCUCGUCAAGGCUCAGGCCAAGUUGGUGGAGCAGACGAACCUGCUGGACGAGACGACGCAUCGAGCCAUCGCCAGCGUCGCCAGCCUCGCCAGUCCCCGCACCGGUCGACGCAGUCUGCACACACAAUUGGCCCAUCUCGCCGGCCAACUGGUCGACUGGCAGGCCUGGCUACGCGUCAGCUGGCGGCCGGCCGGACUCGUCUUCGCCGACGUCGACGCCGACGUCAAUGCCGACGCUGAGGCCGGAGAGCCGGCGCUGGGCAACGCCGAGGCCGGUCGCAGUGACGCCGAGCAAUUGGUCAUUCGAUUCGACCAGUUGCGUGGCGUUGCUGGCCGUUUCGUCUUGACGGCUCCGGCCAGAGGGCCGGCCGUCGACGCGUUGGUCGCCGACGCGGCGCAUCAUUUGAUCCGAGUCGCCGGACGCCUCGGCGAGUUGGGCAGACGAGCCGAGGCAGCGGCGCAUGGCCUGGCCGAGCGAGAACAGGCGCUGAAGCGCUGUCUCGAGACGCUGGACGAGGUGGAACGCGCCGCCGGCCUUGUGUCGUUCCACGACCUCGACGGCAUUGACGACCAGCAGAAAAUGAAGAAGAAGAAGAAGAAGAAAAAGAACGGAGAGGAGGAGGACGAGAAGGAGGAAGAGGAGGAUGAGGAGAAGGAGAAGGAGAAGAGUGGGAUUUCGAGGGGCGAAGUGAGGGUGCCAGAGCGGCUGGAGGUGGAACGGCUGGCUGAGGUGGACAGUUUCGAGGAGGCGAAACGCCGCCUCGGGCGGAUCGUCUCCGCCGAGAGUCGGCUCGAGGCCGCCCAACAGACCGUCCUCUCGGGCCUGCAUCAGGCAAGCCUGCUCGCCGUUGCUAGGCAUCGUGAACUCUGUUUUGAGGCCGAGCUGGUGCGGGACGACGAGUCGGAGACGGGUUCACCUCGCGACGGCUUGCACGACGAA